This is a messenger RNA of Rhinocladiella mackenziei CBS 650.93, 969 nucleotides long. RefSeq lists its product as uncharacterized. The transcript has a single exon. Gene Ontology annotation, cellular component: plasma membrane; fungal-type vacuole. Lineage: Eukaryota; Fungi; Ascomycota; Eurotiomycetes; Chaetothyriales; Herpotrichiellaceae. Bases 1 to 969 code for a protein of 322 amino acids. The record is from RefSeq and is a predicted model, not a curated record.
AUGGCAACCGCACAUCCCAUUCCUGAUGAAGCCCUCUCUGGCUGUACGCCCUACAAUCCCACCAUCCUGCCCAGCUAUGGUUACAAACCGAGUCUGUCCGCCGGAAUUACCUAUUGCAUCCUCUUUAGCAUCGCCCUUUUAGUACAUUGUCUCUACGGCAUCCUCCAUCGACGAUGGGCGAACUAUUUGCUGGCCACGGGAGCCGUAGGAGAGCUCAUCGGCUGGGCAGGCCGCACCUGGUCAUCGCAAUGUCCUUACAACAAGCACGCCUUCCUGAUGCAAAUCGUCACCUUGGUCAUCGCGCCUGUCUUCUUCGCCGCGGCGCUUUUUGUCAUGCUAGCACAACUCAGCGUUCAGAGAGGGCCUCAGUAUUCGCUGAUCCCGCCUCGGCUCUACCUCUACAUCUUCUGCAUAUGCGAUGUGAUUGCCCUGCUGAUUCAAGCAGCAGGCGCUGGCAUUGCUUCCCACGAGUUUGAUACGCAGGGUGAUCCCGAAAAAGGUACUCAUAUUGUCGUCGCGGGCCUCGGAUUUCAAUUGGCCGCGAUGACCGUCUUUUUCCUUUGUUUCGUGAGCUUUAUCGUCAGGUCCUUCAAGCAGACGUGGCCAAGGCACGAGGCGGCACUGGUCGGGUCGAUGCUUCUCAGCUUCAUCUCUCUUUACAUUCGCUGCGUAUACCGGACGGUUCAACUUGCGGAAGGCUGGCUGGGUUACCUAUCUCGGCAUGAACCGUUCUUUCUCGUCUUGGAUGCGGCAUUGAUGGUUGUCUGCGUGGGUAUAUUUGUCCCGUUCAACCCUGGGACCCUGCUACAUCUCGAGCGCAGCGUAAGGGCUCGCGAGGGUCCUGAACAUGCUCGGAAAGGUGGCAUUUUGCUGGGUUGGCUUCGGCGAAAUCGGGUUGCCGACAACAAAUCUCAAAAUUCUGCUGGAGCGACAACGGAUGCACAAGGGGACCGAGAAUCCGUCAAGUGA